UACAAUUUUCCAUGAAUGGAUUAUCUAAAAUAAUUUUAUUAAGUUUCGAAUAUCCGUUGCAUCGAUAUUAAAUCUUGGAAAUGUAAAUAAUUCGUUGAUCACAGACGAGAUACAAUUUACGUUAAACAAAAUUAGCGCGUAUGAGCGAUAGCUAUAAAUUGUAUUGUGCUUUGGAUAUUUUGUAUUACUUGGCACGUCCUGUGCUUUCAAUGAAAUAAUUUAAAAAAAGUUAUACAGCCGAGAGCGGCAUAAUUUUAAAUGUCGGCGCAGUAUGAGCACAAUAUAGCUCUGCAUGCUCUGCACCGAUGUAUGUAAAUAAGUCGAAUUUCUAUCACAGCGUCGUGUGUUGAGGAAUAGUACAACUCAGGUCUCAGGUUUCACUCACAAGAUUUGAAGUUCUUUCUCACUAUUGCUCAAUGACUCUAGUCACUCAUUUCCUCUCUGAUAGUAGAAUAAUGUCAUGUGCUUUAUUUACGACAUAAAAAAAAAUCGAGUAAUUCGUGUUUGAUAUAAUUUUAUUGUCAGGCGCUAAUUAUUAUUGCGUGCUUAAGAUUUGACGUUACAAAUUAUUUUCAUAAAAGAUUGUGUCGUAAUGCCUGAUCGUAACCCGCUAGUGUAUGUACUCUUUCACCCAUGAGCGGUUCGUUCGUUUUUUAAAUGAUUCUAUCGUUAAUUAAGAAAGUUGAAUUACAAGCACGAUUCUAAAUAUAUAUGUGACUUUUUUCUAUAAAAUAUAAAGCACCUGUGCGAAGUUUUCAUUGUACAUAUACCUCAACAUGUUUCAACGUUGUAAAGUUUUAUGUCUAAUGCCAAACAUACAAUCACGCUACAAGAGCGUACUAUCUAAGCAAGAAGCAAUAGAGAGGAAGAAUUUGUUGUUUGAAGAGGAGCAGAAGAAACAGAGAAAUGCAGUAGGAAGAAUUGAAAAAAUUGAAGUCAAAUAUAAAUCCCCUAUAGAAGAUGUAGUUCUCAUAAUGAACAAAUGUUUAUCCACCCCUGCUGAUUGUGCAAAACAUAUAUCCGAAGGUGUUUCCAAAGUAUCUGCCCUAGCCUUAGUGGACGGACUACCAUGGGACAUGAAUAGGCCUUUAACAUCAAAAUGUGAAUUGAAACUCCUAAAUUUACUUAGCCCAGAGAACAAAAUCGUUAACACAGCUUUCUGGAGAACCUGUUCUUUCAUUUUGGGUGCAGUAGUGGACACAGCAUUCAAACCAGAUGUAAAAGUCCAUUUGCAUAGUUUUCCAGUACCUAUUAUAAAGUCUGGUAGUUUUAUCUACGAUGUGCAUCUCGAAUUGGAUGAUUGGAAACCCACGGAUCAGGAAAUGCGUGCAUUUUCUGCUCAGUACAUGAAACUUGUGAACCAAGCAUUGCCUAUAGAAAGGAUAGACACUACAGAAAGCAUUGCGCUUGAUAUAUUUCAAGAAAAUCCAAUCAAAUCAGAACAAAUACCAGACAUCGCGAAAUCUAAUAAUAACAAAGUCAGUUUGUACAGGAUCGGACAACACAUAGACAUUAGCAAAGGACCUAUGGUAGGAAAUAGUUCGUUAAUAGGUCGAUGUACGAUCGCUGCUAUUCACAAAGUACCGAAUAAAGAGAAUUUGUAUAGAUUUCAAGGGGUAGCCCUUCCCCAAGGGGUUCUUUUAAAUCAGUUCGCAUACGGUUUGUUAGUGAAUCGCGCUAAAGAAUUAAACACGACAGCGUGGUCGUUCUUGUCGGAUGAGAGCAAAGAUGAGGAAGAGAGCUAUGUUGAGGUGUCUGUUAGAAACUAGUUUUUAUAAACCAAAUAUAUAUAGUAUUAAUAAAAAUGAAUUUUCGACAUAA
Ceratina calcarata is the source of this 1821-nucleotide messenger RNA. RefSeq names its product mitochondrial ribosomal protein L39 (gene mRpL39). Gene Ontology annotation, cellular component: mitochondrion. The transcript has 2 exons. The record is from RefSeq and is a predicted model, not a curated record. Gene Ontology annotation, molecular function: threonine-tRNA ligase activity; nucleotide binding. Bases 777 to 1769 code for a protein of 330 amino acids. Gene Ontology annotation, biological process: threonyl-tRNA aminoacylation. Lineage: Eukaryota; Metazoa; Arthropoda; Insecta; Hymenoptera; Apidae.